AUGAAGACGUUCACUGCACCUGUUGCUGGGCAAGCUUCCUUAGUCGAGGACACACAGCAAGGACAUACUACGCCACACGUGGCUAUGGAUCAGACUCCUGAUGUUCCUUCGCCAGCACUUUUCUUCAAGUGGGGAGGUGAGUUUCCAGGAGGCCGUGUUCGACCUGAGCAAGAGCAAAAGAAAGUCGAUGGAGAGCUUACUGAGGCUCUUCCUACCGCGGCAUCUCCCACCGCCGCAUCGUCGCUUAGCCCAGCCAAUGCUGCCUCCAAGAAACGAGGAAGAGGCCAUGAAGAUGCUGGUGAGGGUGAGGAAAGCACCGAGCGUGUAAGACUCAACAUUGCGGCGCCGAAUCCAGAUCAUGAUAACGUUAGCACCCUUGCCUUCGUUUUGGGCGAAACGACCAUGCAGCAAGCGCAUAUAUUUCAGGAGCCACAGCGCCCUAAUUUUACGGACGAAGAGGCAGAGCCGGAGGACAACACAUGUCUCUCUUUCGAGGCCUUCACCAUCAGACCGCAAUUCGAAUACUAG
Molecule: messenger RNA, 528 nt
Organism: Paraphaeosphaeria sporulosa
Lineage: Eukaryota; Fungi; Ascomycota; Dothideomycetes; Pleosporales; Didymosphaeriaceae
Exons: 2
Coding region: 1-528 (175 amino acids)
Source: RefSeq, a predicted model, not a curated record